GUCACACAGAUCACACAAGCCUGAGUACAAAGGAAUUUCACUGCCUCACUGCCUCACUGCCUCAAACCAAAGUCACAGCUUUGCUGUGCCUGAGCGGAUUACACUGACUCUGGUCCGACAAAGUGUUAUUCAGAGAUGGCUGAGGCACAUCAGGCGGUGGGCUUCCAGUUCACAGUGCGCCCAGAUGGUGUGGACCUUAAACUGAGCCAAGAGGUCAUCAAAACCAUCUACCUGUCAGGAGUGACAGCAUGGAAGAAGCGAGCCAUUCAAUUCAAGAAUGGUGUAUUGGCUGGAGUCUAUCCUGCCAGUCCGUCCAGUUGGCUGAUAGUUGUGAUUGCCAUGAUGAGUUCCUUGUACAUCCGCAUAGACCCCUCUCUAGGAAUGAUUGACACAAUCAAGGAAAACCUACCACACAGAGACUAUAUGUCAGUGCAGACCCGAGCGGUGCUGAGUACCAUAAUUUUUGCCACUGGACUAUGGGUGUUCCUCAUCUAUCUCUUGAGAUACACUCUCAAAGCUCUACUCUCCUACCAUGGAUGGAUUUUUGAAUCCCAUGGAAAAAUGAGCACGUCAACCAAAGUGUGGCUGAGCCUGGUGAAGAUGUUCUCUGGGCGCAGACCACUGCUCUACAGUUUUCAGGCCUCCUUACCCAGGCUCCCUGUGCCGAGUGUGGAUGAUACAAUUCGCAGGUACCUUGAGUCGGUCCUUCCUCUGCUGGACAGUGAACAGUACAACCAAAUGGAGAUUUUGGCCAAUGAAUUUAAAGAUUCCGAAGCAGCCCAGCUGCAGAGAUACCUAAUCCUAAAAUCCUGGUGGGCAACAAAUUAUGUAAGUGACUGGUGGGAGGAGUACAUCUACCUCAGGGGCAGGAGUCCUAUCAUGGUGAACAGUAACUUCUAUAUAAUGGACCUCUUGUAUGUGACCCCAACGCACCGACAGGCUGCACGGGCAGGGAAUGUGGUUCAUGCCAUGCUGCAGUACAGACGCAAGCUAGAACGUGGUGAACACGCACCGCUGAGGGCUGUGGGGACUGUUCCUAUGUGUUCCACUCAGAUGGAGAGGAUCUUUAACACCACCCGCAUUCCUGGGAUUGAAACAGAUAUUGUACAGCACCUGACUGACCGUAAGCACCUGGUCGUUUACCACAAGGGCCGUCUCUUUCAAGUGUGGCUGUACACUGGAGGGCGCCACCUCUUACCCAGUGAACUUGAGACACAGUUUCAAAGGAUCCUCAAUGAUACAUCAGAACCCCAGCCAGGAGAACUCAAAUUAGCUGCCUUGACUGCGGGAAACAGAGUUCCAUGGGCUCGGGCUCGGAUUAAAUAUUUCAACCAGGGAGUGAACAAAGUGUCCUUGGACUCCAUUGAGUCAGCUGCCUUCUUCCUGGCACUAGAUGACGAGCCGCAGGGUUAUGACCCUGCAAAGAAUGGUUCACUUGACAGUUACGCCAAGUCCCUGCUUCAUGGAAAAUGUUACGACAGGUGGUUUGACAAGUCUUUCACCUUGAUCUCUUAUCCGAAUGGAAAAAUUGGUGUAAAUGCUGAACAUUCUUGGGCUGAUGCACCAAUUGUAGGACAUAUGUGGGAGUAUGUCCUUGCAACAGACUGCUUCCACCUUGGCUACACAGAGGAGGGACACUGCAAAGGGGAUGUGAACAAAGGCCUGCCUUAUCCCACUCGACUACAGUGGCAGAUUCCAAAGGAGUGCCAAGAUGUAAUUGAGACUUCAUACCUAUCAGCCAAGCAGAUAGCUGAUGACGUGGACUUCCAUGGCUGUCUGUUCAGUGAGUUUGGGAAAGGACUGAUCAAGAAGUGCAGGACCAGCCCCGAUGCCUUUAUUCAGCUGGCCCUGCAGCUGGCACAGUUCAGGGACCAGGGUGUUUUCUGUCUGACGUACGAGUCAUCAAUGACUCGUAUGUUCAGAGACGGUCGGACGGAAACGGUACGAUCCUGCACUUCUGAGGCUGUUGCAUUUGUCAGAGCCAUGGAGGAUGCAGGUGCAACAAAUGCCCAGAGACUUGCCCUGUUUCGAAAGGCGGCAGAUAAGCAUCAAAACAUGUAUCGUCUGGCCAUGACUGGUUCUGGUAUCGACCGUCACCUCUUCUGUCUCUACAUAGUGUCCAAGUACCUUGGUGUUGACUCACGAUUUCUUAAGAAGGUGCUUUCAGAGCCCUGGAAGUUGUCAACCAGCCAGACUCCACAGCAGCAGCUCAAUUUAGUUGACAUUAACAAGUUCCCUAAAUAUGUGGGUGCAGGUGGUGGAUUUGGCCCAGUGGCUGAUGACGGUUAUGGAGUGUCUUAUAUAAUUGUUGGGGAAAACCUCAUCACAUUCCACAUCUCGAGCAAGUUCUCUAGCCCUGACACAGACUCAUACCGGUUUGGUCAGCACAUUAGGAAGGCCAUGCUUGAUAUCCAAGCACUUUUCAAGCUAGAAAAUGACAAGAAGACGGUGGAGCAUGCAAAGCGUGUACAGCUGGAAAAUGGGAAAAAGCACAUAUAAUAGACACUGUGGGAUGGUUUGCUUCAUUUGGCUCACAUAUGACCUGUGAGUGUCUUUGUAGUGCUUCAUUCAUAAAAACAAACCAAUGUUCUGGUGACAGGUUGCACUUAGGAUGUUUUUGCUUUUAUGGUGUGUCACGUUGUAGGAGCUGGUCAUUCCUGUCAGACAAAAAGAACAAUUGUUACUCUAAUUUAUCUCUGUUUAUACUAUAAUGUUCAGAGCUGUGCAGUUUUGUUGCUGAGGGAAAGAUGUAAUCUUUAAAAAUGGGAAAUUUUGAUUUUGCAAUGGUUAUUUCUCCCUCCUUGAAACCUUUUGUCAGUUUAUGCCAUAGACUGUACAAUUUUUAAAAAGUAUGUUUGAAAAUAGAAAUCUAUUGUUACGUCAAUAUUUAUGAAUUUGCUGUUCAUUUUAAGGUGUUUUGUCAUUUGAUUAUACACAUAUUAUAUACAGCCCAGAAUCAUCGGCUUUUGUGCAACUGAU
Messenger RNA from Micropterus dolomieu (smallmouth bass), 2979 nucleotides. It is a transcript of the gene cpt1b, whose product is annotated as carnitine palmitoyltransferase 1B (muscle). Gene Ontology annotation, molecular function: carnitine O-palmitoyltransferase activity. Lineage: Eukaryota; Metazoa; Chordata; Actinopteri; Centrarchiformes; Centrarchidae. Bases 136 to 2499 code for a protein of 787 amino acids. The transcript is spliced from 19 exons. Gene Ontology annotation, cellular component: mitochondrion. The record is from RefSeq and is a predicted model, not a curated record. Gene Ontology annotation, biological process: fatty acid metabolic process; carnitine metabolic process.